Messenger RNA from Gekko japonicus, 1452 nucleotides. Its product is annotated as zinc finger protein 135-like. The annotation marks the transcript as partial. The transcript has 5 exons. Gene Ontology annotation, molecular function: DNA-binding transcription repressor activity, RNA polymerase II-specific. Lineage: Eukaryota; Metazoa; Chordata; Lepidosauria; Squamata; Gekkonidae. The record is from RefSeq and is a predicted model, not a curated record. Gene Ontology annotation, biological process: negative regulation of transcription by RNA polymerase II.
GAGCCAGUGGCCUUUGAGGAGGUGGCUGUCCAAUUCACCGAGGGGGAGUGGGCUCUCCUGGACCCCUACCAGAAAGCCUUGUACCGGGAUGUGAUGCAGGAGAACUAUGAAAAUGUCACCUCCGUGGUGCUUUCCCUCACCAAGUCUGAUAGGACACCCUGGGCGGAAGAAGGGAAAGGGGCAUGCUUCCCAAUUCCAAGUUCUCAGGUCCCUGACAAGAGGAACCACUGUGAAGCCAUCAAUACAGUCCUUUCCCUCACCAAGUCUGAUAGGACACCCUGGGCGGAAGAAGGGAAAGGGGCAUGCUUCCCGAUUCCAAGUCCUCAGGUCCCUGACAAGAGGAACCACUGUGCAGCCAUCAGUACAGUGCUUUCCCUCACCAAGUCUGAUAGGACACCCUGGGCGGAAGAAGGGAAAGGGGCAUGCUUCCUGGUUCCCAAUUCUCAGGUCCCUGACAAGAGGAAUCACUGUGAAGCCAUCAGUACAGCUCAUGUUGUUGAGAAUAGGGUGGAGAAUAAUGUACCGCCAGACAAUUCUGAGCAGAAUGUAUCUCAUGACACUUCUUUCGGAAGCACAAAGGACAGGCCUCUCCAGAGUCAUGAGGGAGGGGAGUCAUCUGGGCCUCAACGCAGAUCAACAAGGCAGCAGAAAAACAAAACAGGAGCCGAAGAGAAGAAACCCAUUCCUCCUCAGGAUGGUGGUCAGGAUGUCAAGAAAGUCGCUGUCCAGAAGACGAUUGGUAAGGAUGGGAGACAAAAGGCAUGUAACAAGUGUGGGAAACUGUUUAGUCAGAGUGUCCUCCUCCUCAAGCAUAAGAGAACUCACAUGGGCAUGAAACCUCAACAAUGCCCAGACUGUGGUAAAAUCUUCAGCCGGCAAUCCCACCUCCGCAAACACCAGAGAACCCACAGAGCAGAGAAAUUGUUCCCCUGCUUGGACUGCGGAAAAUCUUUCCAUCGGCGUUCCCAUCUCACCUCGCACCAAGGAAUCCACACGGGAGUAAAACCUUACAAGUGUUUAGAUUGUGGGAAAAGCUUCCGGCGGGGACCUGACCUUAACAGACACCAGAAGAUCCAUACAGGAGAGAAACUGCAUAAAUGCUUGGACUGUGGAAAGAGUUUCCUCCUGAGUUCGAGCCUCACCAAACAUGAGAGGAUCCAUACAGGAGAGAAACCAUAUAAAUGCUUGGACUGUAAGAAAAGUUUCAGCCAGAGAUCUCACCUUAUUGUUCACAGAAGAACACACACAAGUGAGAAACCGUUCAAGUGUUCGUUCUGCGACAGUGGGUUCAGUCAGAAAGCUCAUCUCACGGCCCAUCAGAGAACUCAUACAGGAGAGAAGCCCUACAAAUGUUCUGAAUGUGGCAAAAACUUUAAACUGAACUCAGCAUGUAUCAAACAUAAGAGAAGUCAUCGUUCUGGCGUUCAGGCUGUGGGAGACGCUCCUGUCUGA